AUGUUUCGGCUUACUGCUCUCCUCGCCAUUAUUCGCUUGGUAUCCUCUUGCAAUCCUGGUGUAGGACCAGAUGCUACAAUCGUAACCAAUCCUAUGUUCACAUUCUCAUUCUACCCGCCUAUAGCAUGGACAUAUUACGACGGAAUACCGCCCACUGGCGUUCAAGCUGCCACCGCCACUGUGUAUCCUGGGCAGCAGGCUUCGUUGAGUGAUGCCCAGCGGGUAAUGCAGAACGAUGUUGACGCGGCAAUCUUGAAAGCUCUGAAUAACCUUGGGGUGGCACCGCAAGGUACGACGUGGCAGCUUAGCGGCUACACACCUCAAAACUGCCUCAUUAGGGCUGACAAUGGCCAGCAGGGAUGGAGAGCAGUAGGAACGUGCGUUCCACAAAUCGGCGCUGUGGUCGCGAAACGGACAACGGCUGACUCUGACACAGGGACUAGUAAUCUUCAGAAUGGAGUACUUCGCGUGACCACCUCGCUACUCGUGACUCGAUCGCAAUGGAAGUAUAUUGCGUCAGAAGUCUACAACCAACUCAAUGUCUACUCCAAGGUCUACUUCACCACCCCAAUAGAGCUUAAAUAA
Molecule: messenger RNA, 585 nt
Organism: Ostertagia ostertagi
Lineage: Eukaryota; Metazoa; Nematoda; Chromadorea; Rhabditida; Trichostrongylidae
Source: the annotation of a GenBank genome assembly